Rana temporaria (common frog) is the source of this 2479-nucleotide messenger RNA. RefSeq names its product cyclin-L2-like. The record is from RefSeq and is a predicted model, not a curated record. NCBI's taxonomy places the organism in Eukaryota, Metazoa, Chordata, Amphibia, Anura, Ranidae. Gene Ontology annotation, cellular component: nucleus. Bases 50 to 652 code for a protein of 200 amino acids. Gene Ontology annotation, biological process: regulation of transcription by RNA polymerase II. Gene Ontology annotation, molecular function: cyclin-dependent protein serine/threonine kinase regulator activity. The transcript is spliced from 6 exons.
AGAAGUGCGGGCGCCCCUGUGCCGGAGACUCGAGGAGGAAGGAGAGAAGAUGGCGGCCGCUUCCAAUGAGGGGAUUCUGAUCGGGGACAAGCUGUACUCCGGGGUGCUCAUCUCUCUGGAGAAUUGCCUCAUCCCCGAGGAGAAGUGCUCCCUCACCGCGUCCAUGCUGGAUGGCCUGGGCAAUGACACCGAGACCGACCUCCGUUGUGUGGGCUGCGAGCUCAUCCAGUCAGCCGGCAUUCUCCUCCGGCUCCCUCAGGUGGCAAUGGCUACAGGACAAGUAUUGUUUCAACGGUUCUUCUACAAUAAAUCCUUUGUGAAGCAUUCCAUGGAGCAUGUCUCAAUGGCCUGUCUCCACUUGGCUUCCAAGAUUGAGGAGGCACCAAGGCGCAUCAGGGAUGUGAUUAAUGUGUUUCAGAGACUUCGCCAGUUGAGAGAUAGACAGAAACCAUCGCCAAUGGUGUUGGAUCAGGACUAUGUGAACCUAAAGAACCAAAUUAUUAAAGCUGAAAGACGGAUCCUAAAAGAACUGGGUUUUUGUGUCCAUGUGAAGCACCCUCACAAAAUUAUAGUGAUGUAUCUGCAAGUAUUGGAGUCUGAACGCAAUAAGCAUCUUGUCCAGACAUCAUGGCUAGCCUCUGAGGGUAAGUGACUAAGACUUCUCCUCUGCUGUCCAAGCGCUUUGGUGCAGGGAUAGCUGCCGUCUUCAGUCAGUCCCAACCAGGUUCCCCAGAAAGAAGGCUGCCUCUGGUCAGGUGGUAUAUCUACAGCGAAGUACCUGGGCUCAUCGCUCCUCAUGGUUUUCUUUCUCUUUCAUGCUUGUUCUUACAAUGACAUUUAAACUGCCUUUUUGUUCUGUUUUUUAUCUAGUGUUUCUCUAAUUAUAGAUAUUGCACAAUAUUGCAUUUCUGUUCAGUAGCUAGUAUGAUUACUUAUGAUUUUCCGUUAAAGAAUGUCAGCCCAAACUGGGGAAUAACUCAUGGUGGUGAGAUAAAUGUGCUAGCUAUUUAAAGUCAGCUAUUUAUUUUAAAUUUGUUAAUGCAGGACAAAACUUUAAGACCAUGGGGGAUUCAAGCCACCAAUUUAAUCUCUUGGCUAAAUUCCUUAACAUUGGUUUGGGGCAACCUUUAAAGGACCACAUGAAAUGCCUUAUUCUACUGUGCAGAGCCAGUACAAGUAUUCAAUUUUUUUUUCUUUUUUCCCAGGUGCCAUUAUUCUUUCUCCAUGUUCAUGUAGACAAAGCACCCUAGCAAAAGGGAGACUAGUGUGUGUAAAACAUUAAAAUUCCUUGUAUUAUAUUUUUGAUUAAAAGUGCAAGGACUUAAUUUUCCAGUUGAUCUUUAUGUCCCUGAAAAGCCUCCCUGGAUUUAGGUAUUGCCUGGGACCUCAUCUUCCUGAGUUGAAAUGAAGUCCUGGCCCUUCCUGAUAACCUCCACAGAAUAUCAUUUAGCGGUAAUGCCAGAUCCCUUACUACCCAUAGACAUUCUAGUAUGACAGUGGUGGAGUUGGCAGCGGGGCUGAUGCAUAAUCUUUCCAUUUUCAGGGAGAGUACAUAUGUUCAGCCUCUGGGCUUGGUACUAAAAGGGAUUUCACAGGUAUAUUAAGACCAAUGCAUGUCUUUGGCACUUGGCAGUUGCAUUCUGCUUGUCUGCAGCUUUACAUAGGGUGGCCAAUGUCGCACAGUCCCUGCUCACUUUAAGACCUACUUAAAAGCCAUGUGAAUAAUAAAAUUACCAUUUUAAUAACCGUUCUGUGCCUUUUUGCUAGACGGCUUAAUCUGCAUGUGGAGAAAUACAAUGGCAUGGGUGGGAGAGUAAAACAAACCAUUUUUGUCCCUAGAAAUGCAUUAUUUUUGUGAGAAUAGCCCUUUAAGCAUAAUUUAUUUGAAAUGUAAUGUCUUAUGCUGGCCACACAAAUGCAAAAAUAUAACAUUUCAUCUUUUGUAAUGUCUGCCGAAUCAAAUAUAAAUGCUGUUUAGGCAGAACUUUACAUUUAACUGUGUUCUGAUAUGUGGCUUUAGUACCUUUUUGGGUUCUGUUUAAAGGAAAGGUGUACAUAAGAUGAAUGUUUCUGGCAUUCUUCAGUAAAUUGGUCUGUUGUGCUAAUCGGUCUACCAAAUUUUCAGUACAUGUUUACUUUAAAGAGAACCUGUGGUCAAGCUAUGGACAUUUUCUAAAGCAACUGUAAAUAAGCUCUACAGCAAGCCCUCAUAGACCUGUACUUGCUGGUACUGUUAAUCCUCGUUUACAGCAAAAUCACUUGUACACAUAGUCUAUUAGUUGCAGGCGUUGCUCCACCACACCAUCUAGCAGUGACUUGACAGCCUGCAGGUCAUCUAAUAUCUGAUGUAAUUAUAGUGAAGGUGGUCGGGUUAGUAGAAUGCUGAGAUGACUUUAAUUUUAGAACUUUGAUGGUCAAUUACUCUAGUGUUGCUAUAGAGGUUAGUGAAGACUUGUUUUAAAGCUUACUUACUGCUUAA